Messenger RNA from Corticium candelabrum, 1615 nucleotides. RefSeq lists its product as uncharacterized. The transcript is spliced from 2 exons. The coding region runs from base 80 to 1609 and encodes 509 amino acids. Gene Ontology annotation, molecular function: hydrolase activity. The record is from RefSeq and is a predicted model, not a curated record. NCBI's taxonomy places the organism in Eukaryota, Metazoa, Porifera, Homoscleromorpha, Homosclerophorida, Plakinidae.
AUACUUGUUGCAGGAUACUAUAUCUUUAUACGAUUAUUCGUGUGAUCGUUUUGCUGUGUCUUGUGUCCUAGAACUCGCUAUGACUUGUGAUAGCGUUACCUGGCGGUGCAGCCUUCUACUUUGUGCAGUUUUGACUUCAGCGUUUGGAGCUGACGUCGUCCUAACGCCGACCAAUAGGACGGCAACUCAAGUUGCUCUCAUCAUAAUUCAGGGAGCUGGCAUCUCAGCAGAGCAGUAUAAACCUCUUGCCGCCACUAUCCAAUCUGCUUCAUCUUUCUCGCUCUGGGUUGGAAUUCCAGAUUUUCCAUUGAAUUUUGUGAAUCCCUUGGAAAUAGAUGGAGGUGUUCAACGCGUUAUAGCAGCACUGAAGAGCAAGGGAAUGAAUACAUCGUUACUGUUCUUUGCUGGUCAUUCGAGUGGUGGCAUCAUCGUUCAAGACUACGUCAACAGGUCUGCAUCUGGUCUCAUACUAAUGGGCUCUUUCUUGCUGAGAAAGUAUGAUAAUGGUUCAUUUGUCGUGCCGACUUUAACAGUUAGUGGUGAACUGGAUGGCUUGUGUCGAGUGACUCGUUCUAUGGAGUCAUACUAUCGUUGGAUUUUAGGUGCCAAUGCUACGAACAUGUCUAUAACGGAUUAUCCUGUAGUAGUUGUCCCUGGAAUGAAUCAUUUCCAGUUUGCUUCUGGCACUAAUGUACCGCCUCUUGUCAAGGAGCGUGAUCUGAAGUCUGAGAUAUCUUUGGACGUGGCUCAUAGCACCGUUGCAGCACUUGUAACUUCAUUUAUAGAAACACACCUUAGAAACGAGUCAGCUCGCCUAUAUCUUGAAAAAUCUGUCGAAGCUACUGGAAAGUUUAUUCAACCACUGCUAGAUGCAUAUCUACUGGAAGGAUUUUAUCACUUUGUUCAUCCUUGUUAUGAUGAGAAACCCAGUCGCAACUGUACUGUUGGGUGUGGGUGGACUGGAGUUGCUCAACAGAUCAUGGGUGGUGACCGUGCUCGUAUUUUUGCUGUUGAUGCUUUCCAUCCUGUAGAUCAGAUCAAUCCGAUUCAUCUUCCACAUAUUCAUAACAACUGUUCUUUGAACCAAAAAGACUGUGUACUGAACAUCACAACAGUGAGUCAGAAUACGUACAACUUAUUAGAUAGUUUAGACACCGCUUUCUUUGAAACGUCGGCUAAUCAGAUUGAAGCAAAACUGAAAUCACGUCAGUCGGUCAUGGAAGCCAUUGGGUACACCAAUGUUGACUUCAAUACAACUGAUGGUAGUUCGCUGUGUAAGCUGAUCAAUCAGGCAGCAUAUGAUUGGGCUCUCAAUGCAACAAAUCCAAAAACAAUUGCUCGAUUUGACAAGUUUGGAGUCCCAAUGGUAAUGGGGGAAGAUUUAGGACCAUAUAAUAUUGGACCUCUGUGGAUAUGGAACCCUUUGAAGUUUGAAAAUACAGAGAAUUCAUCCGGAGAGAAAAUUCUUCUUGUUCGGUCGGUAAUGCUGAGAACUCCAACGCAGUAUUUUAUUCCUUUGUCUGCUGGAUUUCAUUACUGCAAGUUGUUGUCACCUGCAAGAGCAAUAGAGUGGAUCUAUGUCGACGGUCUUCGUGCACGUUAUCAGUAGCCUGUU